AGGUGAGUGUAGUCUGCAUCAACUGUUAAAGAGUUCAUUGUUUGGCUUUUGAUACCCUCCUUCUAUUUGAUUUCGUUGUUGUCUUCCUGAAAAGCUUACUCUUCACUGCCGGCGAAUGAUUAUGCAGUGCAUUUUUUAUCUGCAAGAGACGGAACAAAAUCUCAAAGGUUUUUCUUUCUUCAUUUCAAAAAAAAAAAAACUCUCUGUAAUUUUUACUUUCUUCCUUCAAUUUUAUUCUGUGUUCGAGUGUUACUUACCCGAAAGAGAAAAAAAAAAAAAAAAAAAAGAACUCUGUAUUCCUUUUUGAUUUCAGAGAUCUUUGUUAUCUUCUCCAGUACAGCUCUAUUAGAACUCAUUAUCAGAAUAAUAUUCUGUUGUGUGUUCUGUUUUCAUUUUACAAAGCUCCCUUUCUUGGUUUCUAUUUCUGUUAUAGUACAAAGCUCCCUUUCUUGGUUUCCCAUUAUAUUAUUACAAUAUAAUUCUCCAUAUUCAACCCUGCUUGUCAAAAAAAAAAAAAAAUUGUUUUCCCUUUUGAUUUUGUCAAGUGUCAUCGAAGUGUUUCUUUCCUGUCUUCAUAUCCUCUGCAAAAUAGUAUUACUCUCUUUGUUCUGUUUUGAUUUGCAAAGCUCAGUUUCCUCAUUUCCAUUUUGAUUGUAGUAGAAAUCCCUUUUUGUUGUGUUCUAGUCUUUUACAUUUUAAGUUUUCACUAUCCUCAGAAGAAAAACGUGCGAGAAAUGGUCGUGAACUUUGUUCUUCCUGUAGUAAUGAAGAUUGGAGAAUAUCUGGUUGCCCCAGUUGGCCGCCAGUUUGGUUAUUUGAUUUUCUAUGACAGAAACAUUAAGAAUCUGGAGAAGCAGGUCCAAAAGCUGGAAGAUAAAAGAUUUAGAGUACAAAAAUCAGUUGAAGAAGCAGAGACAAAGAGAGAAACUAUCGCACCAGAUGUCCAGCGGUGGUUGAAAACAGUGAACGAACUCAACGAAGAGGCUAAGAAAUUCCUCGAGGAUGAAAUGAAGGCAAACAAAGGGUGUCUGAAUGGGUGGUGUCCAAAUUUGAAGUCACGCUACUCCUUGAGCAGAAAAGCUACAAAGAAAACUCAAAGUGUGGAAGAGCUACGUGGAGAAGGAGAUUUCUCUAGAGUGUCCUAUCCUGCAGUUGCACCUACUGUGGGGACAACAUUUGCAUUCACUAGAGGUUUUAAGGGGUUUGAAUCUAGAAGAUUGAUUAUGAAUGGAGUUAUGGAGGCACUGACAGAUGAUAGUAUCUAUGUGAUUGGGAUAUGUGGGAUGGGAGGGGUUGGUAAAACAACUAUGGUGGAAGAAGUUGCCAAGAAAGCGGAAGAAAAGAAGAUGUUUCAUAAAAUCGUGAUGGUAGUAGUGUCCCAAAACCCAGAUUUGAUUAAUAUUCAAGGUGAGAUAGCCAAAAUAUUGGGUUUUGAAUUACCUGGGGGAAACAAUUUAUUUGCCAGAGCAGGGGAACUAGGAUCAAGAAUAUUGAAGGCAGGAAGAAUCCUUGUAAUAUUGGAUGAUGUUUGGGAGAGACUGGAAUUGAAUAAAAUAGGAAUUCCAUUUGGAGAUAAUCACAAGGGUUGCAAAAUUGUGAUGACUUCAAGAAAUAAAGAUGUAUGCAACAGCAUGGGCACACACGAGAAUUUUGAGGUUGGCAUCUUACAUAAAGAAGAAGCAUGGAAUCUUUUCAAGGAGAUGGCUGAAAUUUCGGACGAAGGUACAAGUCACCCAACUGGUUUGCAGUUGAUGCAGAUGGCAGUUGCGAAGGAAUGUGGAGGUCUGCCCAUUGCUAUUGUUAUAGUUGGGAGGGCACUCAAAGGUAAAGGCAAGCCUUCAUGGGAUUCUGCUCUUGAACAAUUACGGAAGUCUAUAGUUAAUAACAUCAAGGGAGUGUAUGACAAGGUGCUUAAAUCUUUGGAGUUGAGUUACAAUUUCUUAGAAAGUAAGGAAGCCAAGAAAUGCUUUUUGCUAUGUUCUUUAUAUCCAGAAGAUUUUGCUAUUCCAAUUGAAGAUCUCGUUAGAUAUGCAAUUGGGAUAGAGUUGUUUGAGCGCAUUGAUAGUGUGCACCAAGCAAGAAAUAGAGUAUAUUCUGUAGUUGAUGACUUGAAAAAAUGCUAUCUAUUGAUGGAAAGUGGACGAGUAGAUUAUAUCAAAAUGCAUGAUGUCGUACGUGAUGUGGCUAUAUCAAUUGCAUCUAGGGAGGAGCAUUCGAUUGUCGUGAGAUGUGAUGAAGUAUUGAAAGAAUGGCCCAAGAAAGACCGACUCGAAAAAAAUGCUAUAAUUUCAUUAAAAGUUGAUGGUAUGCAUCGGCUUCCUGGUAAUUUAGAAUUUCCAAAUCUCCAUCUUCUAAAGCUAGAUUGCAAUGCUGGAUUACCACCAAUUUCAUUAUUAGAUGAUCUCAACAAAGGAAUGGAGGAAGUCAAUGUACAAGAGACCCAAGAUAGUUUUUACCAAGGAAUGAAAGAACUUAAAGUGCUAGCUUUAUCCGGCUCAUUGACGACAUCACUUCGAUGCUUGACCAACCUCCGAACCUUGUCACUUUUUCGUUGCCGACUUAUUGAUGAUGGUAUCUCUGAUAUCGGAGCAUUAGAGAAUCUGGAAAUUUUGAGGUUUGGCUGGUCUUAUAUCAAGGAAUUUCCAAAAGAAAUAAUAGGUCGCCUUGCUCACGUGAAGGUACUUGAUUUGUUGGGAAGUGUGGUGAAAAGGAUUUACCCAGGGGUUUUGGCAAGCUUAUCAAAGCUAGAAGAGCUGUAUGUUGGGUCUAUCUUUCGAAAUUGGUGUAAAGAUGAAAAAAGAAAAGAAGGUGCUAAAGCAAUAAUCGAUGAGCUAGCGUCCUUGUCCAAUCUGGUGGCUUUGGAUAUUGCUCUAACAAACAUUUCCUUCUGGCCGAGAGGUUUGGUCAUUGAGAGGUUAAAAAAGUUCAAUAUACGUGUUGGCAUUCCCAUUCGCUAUCCCAGUCACAUUCGCUCUUACAUGCGUAAGAAUUUUCGUUUCUCUUCGUUAUCAAAUCAGUUGCAGCUUGGAGUUGAAAACAUGAGUGACAUUGUUGAAACGAGGCUUAAUUUUCUGUUGAAGAGCACUGAAAUUCUGACUUUAAACUCAAGUGUAAAAGGUUUGAAAAUUCUCUGUGAUUUGGUUGGCGAAGAUGGUUUUGAAUGCUUAACGAAUUUGUCACUAGCUGAGUUGUGUGAUUUGGAAUACCUCAUCAAUACAGCAGAUGGGGUUCCACAGAGUGUUUUCCCUGUGUUAGAGGGUCUAUAUCUAUUUAAUCUGGAUAAUUUCAAAGGGAUUACUAGUCAUGAAUGGCGACUACCGAACAAGGCUUUCAGUGCAUUGAAAGUGUUGAGGAUGGAAUCCUUGCCUGAACUGACAAAUUUGUGGAAGGGUCCCACCCAGCUUGUAUGGCUCGGCAACCUGACGUCUGUAAAAGUGCGGGGUUGUCAUAAACUGGAAAGUAUGUUCUCACUUUCCAUAGCUGGAGGUCUAGUGCAACUGCAGGACCUUAUGAUAUUAAAUUGUCCUAUGAUGGAAGAAAUUGUUUCGAGUGAAGGAGGAGAGCAUGAAAUAGCAGCAAUAGCAACAGAUAAAAUCGAGUUUCCUAAACUAAAGAUAUUGGAUCUUCAAAGACUUCAAAGUUUUAUUGGUAUCUGCAAAGCUAUGAAUGCAAUUGAGCUGCCACAACUGAGUUCCUUGACACUCUGGAAAAUGCCAAAGCUGAAGCGUCUCUGUCCUGCUUCAGAUUCAGAGAGUAAUUGUGAUCCCAUCAUUCAACCCCUCUUCAACAACAAGGAUAAAUUGGCUACCAUUGAAGAAUUGACCAUCUGUGGCAUGGAGAAUCUGAUGGAAAUUUGGCCUGGGGAACUUGAAGCUAAACUAAGAGAGAUGACAGUUCAAUGUUGUCAUGGGCUCUCAAAUAUUCUUUUUCCAUCCAAUUCAAUUAAGGGCAUGCAAAAUUUUGAAGUACUUGAAGUGACGGACUGUCGAUCUAUUGGAGUAGCCUUUGACCUUGAAGGACUUGUUUGGGAAGACAGCAUAUCAGAUAUGGCACUCCCUUCAUUAAAAAAGGUGAGAUUAAGCCAUCUACGAAAGUUGACACAUAUUUGGAAGGACAAUUCACCAGGAAUUCAAGGCUUUCAGAAUCUAAGAUCCUUAAUAGUAAAUGAUUGUGAUAAUUUGAGAAAUCUAUUCUCAUACUCUCUAACCAAACUUCUUGUAAAACUACAAGAAAUAAAGGUCACUGAAUGUGGUAUGAUGGAGUCAAUCAUUGGAAAUGAACCAAAUGCAGAUGAUGCAGUGAUAACAAAUAUGAUCAUGUUCCCUCAACUGAGUAGUCUCAAACUCAGUGAUUUGCCAAAUCUCAGUAGUUUUUGCUUUGAGGCUUGUACGUUUGAGGGAUCGUUGUUGAAAACAAUAGAAGUAAUCAACUGUCCCAAAAUGAAGAUACUCCCAUCAGUAUUUCAGCGCAAGCUAGACCAACAAAAGGCAGACUUUUCAACCUCAUCUCAACACCAUCUCUUGGAUGGAAAGUUUAUUUUCAGUAAUUGGUCUCUGUACGAAUUUGGAAAACUUACUAUCACAGACAUAAAUGGAUCAAUAGAGAUGUGGCACAACCAACUUGAAGUUGACUGCCUUGACAAAGUGGCAUUCAUGUUGGUCCAACGUUGCGGGAAAUUAUCAAAUGUGAUCUCAUCGAACUUAAUACAGAGACUACGAAAUCUACAACGGCUGAAGGUAUGGUGGUGUGAUUCACUGGAAACAAUAUUUGACCUCCAAGGUGAGGAAGGAACAUCAAUCAUUGAGUUAGGAUAUUUUAAAUUGAAAUUGAUGUAUUUGCCCAAGUUGAUGCAUAUAUGGAAGAAUGUUUCCCAACAAACUCAUUGUUUCAAAUUUCUAAAAUCCCUAGAAGUGGAGAGGUGUGACAACUUGAGAUAUCUAUUCACAAUUUCCAUGGUCAACGUCCUUGAGUGUCUAAAUUAUCUAAGAAUUGGAAAUUGCGAGAAAGUAGAAAAGAUUGUCACCAGGGAAGUAGAAAAAGAAGAAGUAUGGGGCAAAAUCAAAAUUUUGAAUGUGGAACUUGAAAAUCUUCCAAGUCUCGUGUGUAUUGGAAUUUCAGAAUCCCAAAUUCAUAUCUCCAAGUUGCGUGUAGAUUUCUGCCCCAAGUAUCGAGGUUUUGAUGUGGAAGGGGAGUAAUAUUUACCAUUUGCUGCGGUGCAUCGCCAAUCUCUUUACAGAAAAGGUGCUUUAUUGGGUAUGCUUAUCUUGAUAAAGAAGUUGGAGAAAUAGAUAUUGGCCCUAUUUAUGAAGAAACCAAGGCUACAAGGUGUUCUUAUAUAUGAAGAAUUGUUUAGUUGUUAGGAUUACAUUUGAUCUAUUGUUGGGUUUGUAUAAAUUACGUGUCAUCUCAUUGGUCGGGUUGAUUGUGCUGGCAUAGCUUUCUCUGUUGUGGUAUAACUGGAUUGACUUUAUCAUAAACCAUGUAAUAAUUUGUGUGUGAAUUUGAUAAGUGUGCUUUGUGUCACAGUUUGUAACUGUGACCUUAAGUUCUUAGUCUCAGUUUUUAUAAUAAAAAAAGCGUGAUGUGAGUGUGACUAUUUGUCUGUAAAAGAUCUUGCUUUUUAUGAGAAAGCGUGAUUGUUUAUUGGGUGCAAA
Molecule: messenger RNA, 5654 nt
Organism: Camellia sinensis
Lineage: Eukaryota; Viridiplantae; Streptophyta; Magnoliopsida; Ericales; Theaceae
Source: RefSeq, a predicted model, not a curated record